AUGAAAGUUCCAGAUUCUUCUUCACCUGUCGGAGUUCUCGAAGAAUUCUUCAGAACCGAAGAAUUCGAAAGCUCCGAGACGACGACGGCGAAGAACCCUUCCUCCUCCUCCUCCUCUCGUUUCCGGAAAAUCGUUCAGCUCGUGAGAAGCAGAUCGAAAAAAUCGCUGGAGAAUCUGAAGAAUAUUCCGUUUAACAAUAAUGCCAUUAAAAGCUCUCUGAGAAGAUGUAGUAGCUUCAGAGAGAAUCUCAGAUUUGGCAACAGUGAUGCUCAGUUUCUUCUGCUCUCUCCUCGAAGAAUCUUCACUUUCUCUGAGCUCAAGAUCGCUACAAACAAUUUCGCUUUAGAGAAUCUAAUUGGAAAAGGAGGUUACGCAGAAGUUUACAAGGGGAAGUUACAAAAUGGACAAAUGGUAGCAGUAAAACGGCUCAUGCGAGGAACAAGCGAAGAGACCAUUGUAGAUUUCUUAACAGAAAUGGGUAUAAUGGCACAUGUUAAUCAUCCGAACAUAGCCAAGCUUUUAGGCUAUGGAGUCGAAGGAGGAAUGCAUCUAGUUCUUGAGUUAUCCCCUCAUGGAAGCUUAGCUUCUAUGCUUUAUAGCUCAAAGGAGAAGAUGAAAUGGAGCAUUAGGUACAAGGUAGCAUUAGGAGUUGCAGAAGGUUUAGUGUAUCUUCACAGAGGAUGUCACAGGAGAAUCAUACACAGAGAUAUCAAAGCCGCAAACAUUCUUCUCACGCAUGAUUUCUCGCCUCAGAUAUGUGACUUUGGGCUUGCGAAGUGGCUACCUGAACAUUGGACUCACCAUAUUGUUUCCAAAUUUGAGGGCACAUUUGGAUAUCUUGCUCCUGAGUACUUAACUCACGGUAUCGUAGAUGAAAAGACCGAUGUGUUCUCGUUAGGCGUACUGUUACUAGAGCUUGUUACCGGAAGACGAGCUCUCGACUACUCCAAGCAAAGUCUUGUUCUGUGGGCUAAACCAUUGAUGAAGAAGAACAAAAUAAGAGAGCUAAUCGAUCAAUCUCUAGCGGGUGAGUACGAAUGGAGGCAGAUUAAACUUGUGCUUUUAGCUGCUUCGUUAUCAAUCCAAGAGUCAUCAAUAGAGAGGCCUGGGAUGAGUCAGGUGGUUGAGAUCCUGAAAGGCAACUUGAACGAUCUCAAGUGCAUCAUGAAAUGCAGAGCUCCAUUUUAUCGGAAAGCUUUCAGAGAUGAACUCAUCACCGGCAAGAUAGAUUCAGAAAAUAGAUCUUGA
Microthlaspi erraticum is the source of this 1248-nucleotide messenger RNA. The record is from the annotation of a GenBank genome assembly. Lineage: Eukaryota; Viridiplantae; Streptophyta; Magnoliopsida; Brassicales; Brassicaceae.